UUCGCGUGUAAUCAAUGAUAUCUGUAAAAUUAAUACCGAAUGAUUGUUAAGGGAAUUCCAAGUAACCAAUAUGGAAUCCAGUGAUUUAUUUAACAGUGCCGUGAGGGUGAAGGAGGAGCCUAUUGAUGUGUCGCUUAUUAACAAUGAUUGGGAAACGAUUGACGAAAAACCCGAUCUUAAAAACUUCCAACUAUUACCACAUCUGCGAGAAAACUCGGCCCAUACAUUUCAAAAAUGUGAACUUGACGACGAAGUGAAAAUAAUCGUUGAAUGUGAAGACGUCAAGCCCACCGCCAAUUCGUCAGUAGUUAGAAAAAUUGACGAUGAUUCUCAAAUUCACUUACAGAAUAUAAAAAAUAGCCAUGAUAAUACAAAUGAAAACCUAAUUAAAAUGGAAACCAUGCGAUCCAUAAUGGUAUCAAACAUCCAUGUGACACAUGCGGUGAACAUUUCUCGACUGAGAGUAAUCUAA
This is a messenger RNA of Trichogramma pretiosum, 472 nucleotides long. RefSeq lists its product as uncharacterized. The record is from RefSeq and is a predicted model, not a curated record. The coding region runs from base 71 to 472 and encodes 133 amino acids. The transcript is spliced from 4 exons. NCBI's taxonomy places the organism in Eukaryota, Metazoa, Arthropoda, Insecta, Hymenoptera, Trichogrammatidae.